CCCUGGUCCCUUCCCUUGGUCCCUGUCCUUGGUCCCUGCCCCUGUUCCCUGUCCCUGUUCCCUGACCCUGUUCCCUGUCUGUUCCCUGCCCCCUCCCUGUGACCCCUGCCCUCGGCAGUGGCCCGGGUGGGGGUGAUGGUGGCCCCGAGCUGGAUGCAGGGCACUGGGGUGCAGGGAAGCACCCGGCCCCGUGCCAGGCAUGAACAAACACUCCAGCAUGGGGUGAUUGCAGCAGAAAGCACGCGGUGCUGAUUUAAUGUUUGUUUUCCAGUCCCUCUGUGACACUUUAGCCUCUGUGGUGAUUGAGAAACUCCAGCACCGCUGGAGAAGCAACGGGCAACCCCCGAGUAAGAGUUUGGUUUCUGUAGAGAUGAGCCCAGCGAUAAACAGAGACAGACUUUCUAAUUUGGGGGUUGUGAUGUGGGUGGAUGCUGCAAGUGGAUGCUGCAAGAUGAACCAGUUGCCAGGAUCUGCUAUCCCAGCUCUCAGCAUGGCACAGCAGGGACGGGUGAGGAAAACAGAAGGGUCAGGAGUGCUCAGCUCCCCCGUUCUGCAGCUGGAGCCCCUGCAGAGCCUGCAGCAGCCGGUGCUGACACAGCUCCUGCCCGUGUCACACCGUCCCCACUGGGAUCAUCCAGACUGUGACGCGCUCUGGUCCUGCGUGGAGGAGGCAGAGGCAGCAGCCCACUUCUCCGUGUUCUCUCGUGGGCUUUCCUCCAGGGAUUUACAUAACCCUCCGCCAAGGAGGCAGGACAAGCAAUACUGCUCAGGAAUAUCCUACCUGGAUGGUGCAGCUGAUGGGGGAAGGGGUGGCUUCACAGGGCAGCACUCCCUGAGUACUGUGAAUUAUGAAUCUCCCAGCACUUGCCAGGCUGGAAGCAUGGAACAGCUUGGCCUGGCUGCUCCCUGCAUGACACAAAACAAAGCAGCAGCAGAGCCUUUCCCUGUCCCAGGACAUCCAGCUGACCACGUGUGGUCAUGGACACGUCCAGCGAGCUCCAAAGUGGCAGAAGGGGAUUUCCAGUCUGCUGCCAUGCCCACAGGGACACCCCACACUGGCUGUGCCACACAGGAGGAACAGCAGGAUGUGACAUGUGCCAGCACAGUCCCUCCCUCCAGCACUUCAGUGCUGCUCCUUGAGUGCACUAAACCCAAACAACCCCUAUGAGGACACACGGGGCUCAUGGCAAGGGAGCUG
Passer montanus (Eurasian tree sparrow) is the source of this 1198-nucleotide messenger RNA. RefSeq lists its product as uncharacterized. The transcript has 4 exons. The coding region runs from base 257 to 1168 and encodes 303 amino acids. Lineage: Eukaryota; Metazoa; Chordata; Aves; Passeriformes; Passeridae. The record is from RefSeq and is a predicted model, not a curated record.